GCUCAUUGUUGUCUGAUGGACUCAUUUCACAGACACAACCUACAGAGAACAGCACUGUGUGCCCUGCGAACACUCAAGACCAGCACUGUCAGUCCAUCUGAUGCCAUUGCAACACCUCUGCUUGAUGGGACGCCCAAGCAGUACUCUCCCAAAAUCCAACAGCUGGUCAAUGAUAUCGCCAACCUCACGCUCAUAGAAGUGUCUGACCUCAAUGAAUUACUAAAGAAAACUCUGAACAUUCAGGAUGUUGGAAUGAUGCCCAUGGGCUCAAUAGCAGCUGCUCCUGCUGCUGAGGCAGUAGAGGAGGAGUCGGCACCUGCACAGAAAGAGAAAACCCAUUUUACAAUCAAACUGACAGAAUUCAAAGUGGCUGACAAAGUGAAACUGAUUAAAGAAGUGAAGAAUUGCAUGGAGGGCCUGAAUCUUGUACAGGCCAAGAAGCUUGUAGAGUCUCUACCUCAGGAGAUCCGGGCGAAUGCGUUUAAAGACGAAGCAGAAAAACUGAAAGCAGCACUAGAAGCAGCAGGAGGCACUGUGGUGCUGGAGUGAAUGUCUGCGCUGGCCCUUCACUUGAUCACUUGUUACCUGUCAGUCAUCGUUUUGUUCUUUUUUACAAAAAAGGAAUUUGAAGAAAACAAAUAAUGCCUUUAAAAUGACCACUUGUUCCACAAGAGGUGGUCUGGGUGUUGAACUUACAGACUGAACUCUAAUAGGCUGUGAGCCUGCAAACACACCACCCAUCACUGACUCCUCCAUCUGUCCUUUAGCUACACAUGUGCUGUCCUGGGCAGGAUGGAUGGAGCUGGUCUGUCUCUGAUACUGGGGAUGUCCUGACAAAGGGAUGUGAUGCUAUUGCUUGUGGUUAAAUAAACAUGUUAUACC
This is a messenger RNA of Sinocyclocheilus grahami, 882 nucleotides long. Its product is annotated as 39S ribosomal protein L12, mitochondrial-like. The transcript has 4 exons. The coding region runs from base 16 to 549 and encodes 177 amino acids. Gene Ontology annotation, cellular component: ribosome; mitochondrial large ribosomal subunit. Gene Ontology annotation, molecular function: mRNA binding; structural constituent of ribosome. The record is from RefSeq and is a predicted model, not a curated record. NCBI's taxonomy places the organism in Eukaryota, Metazoa, Chordata, Actinopteri, Cypriniformes, Cyprinidae. Gene Ontology annotation, biological process: translation.